Molecule: messenger RNA, 618 nt
Organism: Angiostrongylus costaricensis
Lineage: Eukaryota; Metazoa; Nematoda; Chromadorea; Rhabditida; Metastrongylidae
Source: the annotation of a GenBank genome assembly
AUGGAUCUGUGGCCUCGUUCUAUGAAUCGUAUGAUGGACAACUACUUCCGUGAUUUCGAUCGUUUUGAGAGAAGCCUUUUCCCGUAUUGGAGAAAUGCAGAUCACUCGGUGUUGCACGUUGCAAACGAAGCUCAACAGGUUGCUGUUUUUCAUAUUAGUAAUUUGAAUAUUUUAAAAAUCUCUUACAUCAGUAGAAUAAACUAUCUGCAUGAUCGGUCAAACCAGUUUUUCCUCCACAGAGCUGAACGAACAUUUCAGAUGGUCAAUGAUGAUAGCAAAUUUGCCGUGUCGUUGGAUGUAUCCCAAUUUCGUCCUGAGGAACUGAAGGUUCAUCUAGAAGGGAAUGAGCUAACUAUCGAGGGUAAACAUCAACACAAAAAUGACACAAGUUUCAUGGAAAGGUCGUUCGUUCGCAAGUGGAUGUUGCCGGAAAACGUAGAUCUGGAGGCGCUCCGUACCCAGCUAAACGAUGCUGGACAUCUCCCCGUCGAGGCACCGAAGGUUGGUCACCCUGGUGCUCAGAAGCGCUCUAUCUCAAUAGAGCGCAUUCCAUACCAGCUUUUAAAGAUCUUUCAUUAUGAAACAGUUUUUGUUUACUGGAUGAAGCUGUGCUAUUAA